Messenger RNA from Brassica napus (rape), 1941 nucleotides. Its product is annotated as outer mitochondrial transmembrane helix translocase-like. Gene Ontology annotation, molecular function: ATP binding; ATP hydrolysis activity. The transcript is spliced from 2 exons. The record is from RefSeq and is a predicted model, not a curated record. Bases 546 to 959 code for a protein of 137 amino acids. Gene Ontology annotation, cellular component: mitochondrial outer membrane. Lineage: Eukaryota; Viridiplantae; Streptophyta; Magnoliopsida; Brassicales; Brassicaceae.
GUCGUCUCUCUCUCCUUCUGGCGUCUCUCUCUCUCACCGUCUAGUUCCGGUGUGUCUCUCUCACCGUCGAUCUCUCUCACCGUAGACUUCCGGCGACGAAAUCGAUUCAAAAUCUCCAAGAUGUUGACUCCUAUACGUGAUUCACAACUUGUAUGUCUCUAAUUUCUGUAUUUGUUUGUUCUCUAAUUUCUGUAUUUUUUGUUUGAUUCGAUUUUGUGAUUUCUCUUAUCGAAAAAUCAAACAAGGUUUUCUUAGAUAUCUCAUUUAAAGAGGUCGAUCUAAGAGAAACUGAUUUGAUAGUGAAACGUUGAGAGUGAAAACAUUGAGUAUUUGAAAACUUAAAUCUGGUUUUGGAGUCAUAUUAAGAUUGAUCUGAAUGGUUUCGGCUAAGAAAGAGAUUUUCCGAUAGUGAAAACUGCAUAUUAAAGAAGAGAUAAUUUACGAUAGUGAAAACUGAAUAUUAAAGAAUUAUAACCCCUUAUAAAUCUGGGUUUCAUGAGAUUGUUGAUAAAUACAACUCAAUGAUUUAUAAGUAAAGAAAAAAGAUGCAUGAAACAAAAGUCAUAGGUACAAAAGUCACAAAUCAAGAAGCCAUGGCAAACAUGAAGACUAAGUUUAUGGCUUUAUGGGAUGGGUUUUCUACUGAUCCGAAUGCGAGGGUGAUGGUACUUGCUGCAACAAACAGACCAUCAGAGUUUGAUGAACCAAUAAUGAGGAGUCUUCCUCAAGCCUUUGAGAUUGGAAUGUCUGAACGUAAGGAGAGAGCUGAGAUAUUGAAAGUGACGCUGAAGGGAGAGAGGGUGGAGCCUGAUAUUGACUACGAUCACUUAGCUUGUCUAUGCGGAGGCUACACCGGAUCAGACAUCUUUGAGCUCUGCAAGAAAGCAGCUUACUUCCCUAUCAGAGAAAUCCUAGAGGAAGAGAGAAAAUGGAGACCAUGUCCUCUAAGUUUCAUAUGAAAAUGUCCAAUGCUGUUGCAUUCACCAAAUUUGCAAGUGUUGAUGUUGUGAGUUGCUAUCAUUUUGUUUGUCAGGUACCUAGGACAUUGUCACAGUUGGAUUUGGAGAAAGUUCUUGCUACGUCGAAGAAGACGUUAGUUGCAGCAGGCGAGUAUUGUGGAUUGAGAUGGUCAAGGGAACCAGAUGAGUUGGAAGCAGCUACUUUGUGUAUUUUUUUUGUUUGAAGAAAUUCAACGAAGGUAGGUUUAGAACAUGUCGAUUUAAGGGAAAGAGUUUCAAUAGUAAACAUUGAAUUUUCGAAAAAUUAUAAACCUUUAUAAAUCUGGGUUCAAGUAAUUUUAGGAUUUUCGUUCCUCUGUUAUCCAAAAACAAAUAAGGUUGAUUUAGACUUAUCAUUUGAAUAGUUCUAGUUAGGAAAAAUAUUUUCGGAUAGUGAACAUUGCAUUUUAAAGAAUUAUAACCUCUUAUAAAUCUGGGGAUUAGGAUAUUGUCGAUAGUACAACUCAAUGCAAUACAAGGUUUUAUAAAUAAAGGUUGUAAACAGGAGUUGAUCAUAUAUGUCUAUAAAAAACAUAUAAAUGUGUGAAUUUGAAAACUCUCGUAUUUUAUUAUUAUAUAUUCUUUGUAAGGCUGUUAUCGAAAUACAUGAACAUUAUGAUUGGAUAAGGUAUUUUUAGACCGUGAUUAAAAGUUAACAUCAUCUUUUUAUUUUGUCUUACAGUUAGAUAGCAAUGAAUUGCACAUCUUUGAGAUUGCCUCUGAGGAUUUAUGAAGCUGGAACAGAACCAGUAGACAAUUUAAAAGUGAUUAUCCAAUCGGUGUCUUUGUCAAUAAUGUGAAGUGUUUAUAAAAGAUUAUAAAUGUAGUUUUAUAGGAGUUUAUAAAAUUAUAAGUAGAGACUUAUAAAACGUUGUUUAUUCUUUGUUACAUCUUGUGGUUAAUACAGUGUUUGGAUUCCCUGAGGAAUACAAACAUUUCAUGA